GUAGAACGUGUGGCGGCGGCGGCGGUGAUCGCGUCUCCUCUUUCGCUACCAGUCCCGCUGCUGCUCUGUGAGUGCCCAGCGCGUCUGUCCCGUCCAUCACCCGCAGCCGGUCGCCCGCCUGCCCCUCGCCGCGGCGGCCUUUCGCCAACACCGACACCCACACUGACACCUCCAGUCCGGUCGGCCGCCCCACUCGCUACCUUUCCAUCUCCACACAUGGCCUCCUCCGUGCAGACCGGCGGCUCCUCCGGGGGACCCGCGGUCCCCACCGUGCAGCGGGGCAUCGUCAAGAUGGUCCUCUCUGGGUGUGCCAUCAUUGUCCGAGGGCAGCCUCGUGGUGGGCCUCCUCCCGAGAGGCAGAUCAACCUUAGCAACAUUCGCGCUGGAAACCUUGCUCGCCGGGCGGCUGCUGCACAACCCGAUGCAAAAGAUACCCCUGAUGAGCCUUGGGCGUUUCCUGCUCGAGAGUUCCUUCGCAAGAAGCUGAUUGGGAAGGAAGUGUGUUUCACGAUAGAAAACAAGACUCCCCAGGGGCGAGAGUAUGGCAUGAUCUACCUUGGAAAAGAUAUCAAUGGGGAAAAUAUUGCAGAAUCUCUGGUUGCAGAGGGCUUGGCCACUCGGCGAGAAGGCAUGAGAGCCAAUAAUCCUGAACAGAAUCGGCUUUCAGAAUGUGAGGAACAAGCAAAGGCAGCUAAGAAAGGGAUGUGGAGUGAGGGCAACGGUUCACACACAAUCCGGGACCUCAAAUAUACCAUUGAGAACCCAAGGCACUUUGUGGACUCCCACCACCAGAAGCCUGUCAAUGCUAUCAUCGAGCACGUGCGGGACGGCAGUGUGGUCAGGGCCCUGCUCCUUCCAGAUCACUACCUGGUCACGGUCAUGCUGUCAGGGAUCAAGUGCCCAACGUUUCGACGGGAAGCAGAUGGCACUGAAACACCAGAGCCUUUUGCUGCAGAAGCCAAGUUUUUCACCGAGUCGCGACUGCUGCAGAGAGAUGUUCAGAUCAUCCUGGAAAGCUGCCACAACCAGAACAUUCUGGGUACCAUCCUUCAUCCGAACGGCAACAUCACGGAGCUCCUUUUGAAGGAAGGUUUUGCACGCUGUGUGGAUUGGUCAAUUGCGGUUUACACUCGGGGCGCAGAAAAGCUGAGGGCAGCUGAGAGGUUUGCCAAGGAGCGCAAGCUGAGGAUAUGGAGAGAUUAUGUGGCUCCCACAGCUAAUUUGGACCAAAAGGACAAGCAGUUCGUUGCCAAGGUGAUGCAGGUGCUGAAUGCUGAUGCCAUUGUAGUGAAGCUGAACUCCGGUGACUACAAGACCAUCCACCUGUCCAGCAUCCGACCACCAAGGCUGGAGGGAGAGAACACACAGGAUAAGAACAAGAAGCUACGUCCCCUGUAUGACAUUCCCUAUAUGUUUGAAGCCCGGGAAUUCCUUCGAAAGAAGCUAAUUGGGAAGAAGGUCAACGUGACUGUGGACUACAUUAGACCAGCCAGCCCAGCCACAGAGACGGUGCCCGCCUUUUCUGAGCGGACCUGUGCCACUGUCACCAUUGGAGGAAUAAACAUCGCAGAGGCUCUUGUCAGCAAAGGUCUAGCCACAGUGAUCAGAUACCGGCAGGAUGACGACCAGAGAUCCUCACACUAUGAUGAGCUGCUUGCUGCUGAGGCCAGAGCUAUUAAGAAUGGCAAAGGGUUGCACAGCAAGAAGGAAGUACCCAUCCACCGUGUUGCAGACAUAUCUGGGGAUACCCAAAAAGCAAAGCAGUUCCUGCCCUUUCUUCAGCGAGCAGGUCGUUCUGAAGCUGUGGUGGAAUAUGUCUUCAGUGGUUCUCGUCUCAAACUCUAUUUGCCAAAGGAAACUUGCCUUAUCACCUUCUUGCUUGCAGGCAUCGAAUGCCCCAGAGGAGCACGAAACCUCCCAGGCUUGGUGCAAGAGGGAGAGCCCUUCAGUGAGGAAGCUACGCUAUUCACCAAGGAGCUGGUGCUACAGCGAGAGGUGGAGGUGGAGGUGGAGAGCAUGGACAAGGCUGGCAACUUCAUCGGCUGGCUGCAUAUCGAGGGAGCGAACCUGUCUGUCUUGCUGGUGGAGCACGCACUCUCCAAGGUCCACUUCACCGCCGAACGCAGCUCCUACUACAAGUCCCUGCUAUCCGCCGAGGAGGCCGCCAAGCAGAAGAAGGAGAAGGUCUGGGCCCACUAUGAGGAGCAGCCUGUGGAGGAGGUGGUGCCGAUGCUGGAGGAGAAGGAGCGGUCGGCCAGCUACAAGCCGGUGUUUGUAACCGAGAUCACCGACGAUCUGCACUUCUAUGUGCAGGAUGUGGAGACUGGCACCCAGCUGGAGAAGCUGAUGGAGAAUAUGCGCAAUGACAUCGCCAGCCACCCCCCUGUGGAGGGCUCCUACGCCCCCCGGCGGGGAGAGUUCUGCAUUGCCAAAUUCGUAGAUGGAGAGUGGUACCGCGCCCGAGUAGAGAAAGUAGAGUCGCCUGCCAAAGUCCACGUCUUCUACAUUGAUUACGGCAACAGAGAGGUCCUGCCAUCCAGCCGCCUGGGAACCCUGCCACCUGCCUUCAGCACUCGAGUGCUGCCAGCUCAAGCCACGGAGUACGCCUUUGCCUUCAUCCAAGUGCCCCAAGAUGAGGACGCACGCACAGACGCCGUGGACAGCGUGGUCCGGGACAUCCAGAACACCCAGUGCCUGCUCAACGUGGAGCACCUGAGCGCCGGCUGCCCCCAUGUUACCCUGCAGUUUGCUGACUCCAAGGGCGACGUGGGGCUGGGCUUGGUGAAGGAGGGGCUGGUGAUGGUGGAGGUGCGAAAGGAGAAGCAGUUCCAGAAAGUGAUCACAGAAUACCUGAAUGCCCAGGAGUCGGCCAAGAGUGCCAGGCUGAACUUGUGGCGCUACGGAGACUUCCGAGCCGAUGACGCAGAUGAGUUUGGCUACAGCCGCUAGGGAGAACUCGGGUCUGGCCCCAGCACCACUCAUGCCAACGCCUCACCCUCUGCUGGGGUGGGGGGCCUCAGGUCCAGAACCCAGACAGGGGGCGUAGAUUGGGUCCAGCUUUGCUUCAGUGUAUGGAAGUAUCUCAUCGGGUGGAGUCGGGGUGGGCAGUGGGCAGCCAAGGCUUUCUGAGGGCAGGGUCUUGUUCUCCAGGGUGACAGGCACUGCCCUCCUGUCUCUCCCAGCUAAUUGUGUUUUAUUGGGAGUUGGUGGUUUUUUAAACUGUGCUCAAAUCAGGAAGCAACAUGAGAGAGCAAAAGUGGAGGGGUGAUCCCAGCAGCCCAGGGUACCCACCUGUGGGUGCCUCCCCACCACCUCAGACCACCCUUCUACCCCAGCUUUCUGUCCACCUAUUGAUUAUGUGAGUUCUCUGAUACCAUUCUCAAAUGCCAGCGUGUCCACAUCUGCCUCCUCACCAGCCCUCCCCCAUUCUGUAUUUAAAGCUUUCAAGGCCCAAUAAAAUAGUCCAUGCUCUCUGCA
Messenger RNA from Loxodonta africana (African savanna elephant), 3477 nucleotides. It is a transcript of the gene SND1, whose product is annotated as staphylococcal nuclease and tudor domain containing 1. Gene Ontology annotation, cellular component: nucleus; RISC complex; cytosol. Bases 217 to 2949 code for a protein of 910 amino acids. The record is from RefSeq and is a predicted model, not a curated record. Gene Ontology annotation, biological process: mRNA catabolic process; regulatory ncRNA-mediated gene silencing. NCBI's taxonomy places the organism in Eukaryota, Metazoa, Chordata, Mammalia, Proboscidea, Elephantidae. The transcript is spliced from 24 exons. Gene Ontology annotation, molecular function: RNA binding; nuclease activity.